Messenger RNA from Medioppia subpectinata, 1246 nucleotides. Lineage: Eukaryota; Metazoa; Arthropoda; Arachnida; Sarcoptiformes; Oppiidae. The record is from the annotation of a GenBank genome assembly.
AUGACCAGACACAGGGCCACCGAUAGCCUAUCACCGGAAGCCAAAUACCCGACGGCAUUACAACAAGUGCUGGACGUAUACCUAUGGCUAACGUGUGCCGAAUCGGUGCCCACUAUCGGCUAUCAGGCGCGCAAGAUUGUGGUCUGUGGCGACAGCGCCGGCGGCAACCUAUCGGUGGCCCUGUGUCUGGUCAUACACGACAUAUGCCGUACGGGAGAGCCGGUGGUGCGGCCGAAGGGCGUCGUGUGUUUCUACACCCCCUUCCUGUUGCAGACGCGGGGCUCGCCGUCGCGGCUGAUGACCGCUGUGGACACACUCUUACCACUGGGAGUGCUCUUGUCGUGUAUGGAGGCGUACGCUCCGGAGGUUGCGGUCAACACCGCCGCCGCUGACAGUCCGGUGUCCGCCAAAGAGCCGGAAGAGAGCGAUGACGAGCUGAAGGCAGACGAUGUGGUAAUCGGUGCGGCGGUGGCUGCGGUGGUGGCGCAGGUGAUGGACAGCCCGACGGCAGACGGGGGAGACUUUGAGCUGAUAUCGCACGACGAGUUGCCGGCCGACGAAGACCUGCCGACAGCGCCGACACCCAAAUGGGGCCACCAGUGGAUCAACGCCUCGAUGGCCAAACUCAGCGCCCACUCGCCGUUUGCCGGUCGGCGACAAAUGCCGCGGCCGUGGUAUAGACGCCCGGAGCCGGCGCUGGGCGUCAAACUCGAGUCGUUGAACGCUGUGGUGAACAAUCCGUAUAUAUCGCCGCUGCUGUCGGCGCCCGACUUUCACGACAUUCCCCUCUAUCUCGUGGCUCUGGUAUACGACGCCUGUCUCGACGACAGCGUACAGAUGGCCAAGAAGUGGAAGGGCCCGGUAUGUCUUGAUGUGAUCGACGCACUGCCGCACGGAUUCUUGAAUUUUGUAUUACUCUCUGAAGAGGCCCAACGGGCCGGCGAUCUAUGUCUCGAUCGCGUUCAACAGGCCCUCACGUGAUGGCCACCGACUCUUUCAGCCGACCCGAUGUCUACCCGUAAACCGCAUUUCCCUAUCAAUCAAAGUUGUAUUCAAACAAAAUACUCGGCCUUUUGUGUUCAUAACGUGUGCUAAAUGUGUGGUAAGAAUUCUGGUGAUCGGCCACCGAAUCAGGUGUUUUAGACCAUUUGCCGAUUUUUUGUUAACCAGAAUAAUACCCGAUAUUUAUGGUCAAAAACUGGGUGUUAUUACACAACACAUAACUUUCCGCUUGUAUGAUAAAUUA